Rhea pennata is the source of this 6471-nucleotide messenger RNA. It is a transcript of the gene ZNF438, whose product is annotated as zinc finger protein 438. NCBI's taxonomy places the organism in Eukaryota, Metazoa, Chordata, Aves, Rheiformes, Rheidae. The transcript has 7 exons. The coding region runs from base 1519 to 4098 and encodes 859 amino acids. Gene Ontology annotation, cellular component: nucleus. The record is from RefSeq and is a predicted model, not a curated record. Gene Ontology annotation, molecular function: sequence-specific DNA binding; DNA-binding transcription factor activity, RNA polymerase II-specific. Gene Ontology annotation, biological process: regulation of transcription by RNA polymerase II.
GCUGGGGCGGCAGGUGCCGCCGCCGCGUUUGCGCGUAGCCGCGGGGCCGAGGCCGGGCGGCCUCUCAGUUCCGCGGCACCGGGGAUACGGUCACCGGUGCGUUAAUACCAACGUGAAGCAGUUUUAAGUGCGCUGUGUGGCAGGCGUUGGGGAAACGAAGGGCUAAGCGUGAAAGCAGCGCAGGGGACAGUUUAGGAAGGACGGCCUUCGACGUCUUCGGUGCGGGGAGCUGGGGCGUGCUUUCCUGAAAGACGUCCCUAAUUCUGUGCCUGGCUUAAAAUUUAUUCGUUACAGCUAAUCUUGCCAUCCUCUUGCUCAUCAAGUCAUUUUGUGUUUUGCUCAGUUCCGUUCUUCAUGUUAAGUUUUUCACCCUGAAGCUUUUUAAUGAGGAUGUAGGAUAGAGGUCUCUGUCAACAGCCUGGCCGUCAAAUACUGGCUUAGUUUAGAAAUUACUCUUGAAUUUGCACGUAUUGAUUUAUUUAACCUUGUAAUAUGACAUUAUUAGUGGUCUUUUGUAUAAUUAUUAUAAUUAUAAAAUAAUUUUUGUAUAGUUAUUCCAUAACAGAAAAGGAAAGAGAAAGAUGAAAUGAGGUAAAUGCACAGCUCCUUUAUAUCACAGGAGGUUUAUAUGCAGUUUUGUAUGUUUUUAAUAGGCCUGAUCAGCAACCAAAAUACUGAACUUCCUUCUUCUUUAACCUAGUCAUAGGUAGUUAUUUUUAGUACUAGUUUUGGGUGAAGUUUUUUUUUUUUUUUUCUUUUGUCCCCUCAAUUUUUUUGGUGCAAAGUAAAAUAAAAGUCUCGGGGAUUGGUGCAGAGCUUCUUCUCCUUUGGUAGAUAAAAGAAUCAGAUUUUCUUCAAAGUUAAAGUUAGUUAAAAAUCCUGAAGAGUCAGGAAAAGGAAGGAAGGAGACUUACGGUUGUGGUGCACAUUUAAAAUAUUCUUUAUAAUGGUCUAGUACAAUCUUGUGAGUGUUAGGUUAGUGUAACUAUUGAAAGAUAUUUCUUGGAUAAUGAUAACUGAAAGAUCAGAAGAUUGAAAUGGUGUAAAGUAUAAUCCAGAUUUUUUUUAACUUCUGCACAGGAUGUUAUUGUAAUAGAUAUUUAGAUAACUAAUUAAAAAGUUACGUAAUUAAACUAUUCAAAGAAUUAAUGAAGGAAGUGUUGUUUUCCUAUGCAUCCUUUAUAUUUUUGUGAAUUUUGUAAUGAGUAAUGACAGUGACAGCAAAUGAUAAUAUAUUUCUGACUUUACUAUAUGAAACUUCAGAUAUAUGUAGUGAUUUUCAUAUAUAUUUUUAAUGCACAGGUUCAGUGGUUAUGCUGAAUUAAACCAACUGAAUGUUCUCCAUCUAUGACUUGGGCUGUUUUGAGGAAUUUUGUGUGCUGAAGGAAUUAAGAUGGAUGAAAUGUUUCUUUGGCCAUAGCAGCAACAGGAUGUGUAAGGAACAUUGUCAUACCUAUUAGAGGGCAUAAUGCAGAAUCCUUUAACUUUACCUGCAGAAGAGACUGUUGAAGACUAUUUAUGGAAUCUAGUGGUGUUUUUUUGCAUGCUAAUCCUGCAGAGAAACAUUGUGUCCAACAAAGAAUGCUGGGUCAGCAAAAACAAGAAACUUGUGCUGGAAAGACAGUAUCCACAGAUGAACACAAAUCCCCUUCUGAUAUCAUACAAACUUUUCAGAAGAAAAGUCAGUUUAGGACCAUCGCUCCAAAAAUGGUACCGAAAAUUUUAACAUCUGGAGUGGUUUCUUGUCUUCAGUCAGCUUUACCUGAACAAAAUACACCUAUUUCGGCUGCAGUUUCUAAACCGUUGGUAGUACCAACACAAAGCUAUGCUGUGAUGCAGGUUGCUGGUCAUGAAGGGACUUUUUCUGUUUUGGCCUUGCCAUAUGUUACCCCUGCACUAACGCAGCAAAUCCAGCAAUCAAACAGGACCCCUUCUGAAAAUCUCAAGCUGCCUAUUCCUAGGUACCAGUCUGUAAGAAAUAAAUUGCUGGGUGAGAGAAAAACAACUCAAAUCUCUGUUCUGCCUGCAAAUAACAAGAUUCCUACCAAAUCCCAGAUCUUGUCACAGACUCCCGCUAUGACUGCAUUAACUGAAGACUAUCCUGAAACUUGUAGUAAUUCAGAUACAUCUGAGCAAGUGAUAUCAAUAGACCAUGGAUCACCUGAAAUUAAAGUUGCCGCAUUACUAAAUGAAAACAAAUGUAUGGAAUUGGGAUCUUUACUAAACAAAACAGACAUUGAUGAAGGUAAUGUUUCUGGACUGUCUGAAGUUAAAGAUUCUUUAACCAAGCCAGCAAGUACAAGUAAUCCCAUGAAACUAAGUCUACACUCUGUGAAGACAGCCUUUGAAACCACAAAAAGUUCGCUCACAAUGUCCGAGAAACUAAAAGAAAAACCCACAAAUUCUGUCGCUGUACUGUCACCAGCAGUUUUUGGCAGUGCAAUACAACUGACUCCAUCUGCACCAAAAGGAAAACUUCCUAUUCUGCCUUACUCAAGAGUGAAAAAUACAAUGUUUUCUAAAUCUAAGCAAAAUUCUAAUGUUAUGGAUGUAUCUGGUGCUUCACUAAGAUCUGAAUGUGAAAAGAUACCACCUUUGGUGAAAACCUUCCAUGUUCCUACCAAAGCAUCUGAUAAACGAUUAUCUGUGUCAUUUACACAAGUUCAAAGACAAACCAUUCGAGAAAAUACCUUUUGUCCAUCCAAUAAAGUGGAUGUUGAUAGUCUUAAAAAAUUGAAUGGUCUGUCCUCUAAAAGAAGAAGCAGAAAAAGAAGAACUCCAGAUGAUUUGUUGGCUUUUCAGUCCAAGCGAAGGAAAUGCAUUGUUAAUAAGUUUAGAGAAGGAAGAGAGAGGGCGAAAGUUGAUCUUCAGCAACCUCAAGACAAAAAAACAGAGGCAGUAAAAAAAUACCGUAGUAUUAGACCAAAGCCUGUGGUAGUUGUACAGGCUUUUGCACCACUGACUCCUGCAGCAAUAGUGGAGACAAAAUCUCCUGGUCGUUUAGAGCAAGGCAUUUUUUUAAAUAGCUCACUUCCCAAUAAAUAUUUAAGUUACAAGCAUAAUGAUACCACCUCUGCUAAAUCAGGUGAUUUAAGUAGAAAUGUAUAUUCAGCUGUACCUAAGCCAUGGCAUAAGUGUCAUGUCUGUAACCACAACUUCCAGUUUAAACACCAUCUUCAGGACCAUAUGAAUACACAUACCAACAAAAGGCCUUACAGUUGUCGGAUUUGCCGGAAAGCAUAUAUUCAUUCUGGAAGCCUGAGUACGCAUAUGAAACUUCAUCACAACGAAGGCAGACCCAAAAAGCUUGUGUGUUGUGAGUUCUGUGCGAAAGUUUUUGGCCAUGCAAAAGUAUACUUUGGCCAUCUAAAGGAAGUUCACAGGGUUGUUAUCAGCACAGAACCCUCUACAAGUGAGCAACAGCUGCAAGAUGCUUUAAAGAACAGAGGUACAAAUUUGAAAGAGACAGAAGAAGCAACAGAGAGAGGAAAUAAAUGCAAUUUUGAAGAUCUUUUCCAUAAUCCAGGAGAAGUAAAACUACAGAUCAAAUGUGGUCGAUGCCAGUUUAUUGCGCAGUCUUUUGCUGAAAUGAAGUUUCAUUUAUUGUGCUCUCAUGGAGAAGAGAUCCAGGGAAGAGUAAAGGAAGGUAUUUUGCAAGGAACUAGAGGAUCUAAGGGGGAAUUGGUCAAACACACAACUCACUUCUGGAAACAGCGCAGUGAGAGAAGAUGUUUAGCAAAGUCCAGUGCUUAUGAGGAGGAGUUUUAUACUUUUCCAAAAUUGAAAAGGCAGAUAUACUUUCACCAUCAAAAUAAUGUUGAUGUGUUAUCUAAAAGCGAAAUGACUCAGUCAGGAAACAGUGAAGACGCCAAGGAGAUGCAGAGUGUAGGUUGUGGGGCACAGAGCAAAAAACCUGAAAUUUGGUCUAAGGCUGGGUAUAACUGCAUUUUGUGCAAACAGCUCUUUGGAAGAAAAGAAGAUCUUUGUAAUCAUUGGCAGAGUCAUCAUAACUGUGAAGACCCUUCCAUUUUAUGGACAAUUUUUAAUUUGUUCUCAAAACAAGGAAUUAUUGACCUUUCUAAUAAUGGUGGAUAUUAAAGCUCAAUUUUGUAGUGCCAUGAAAAACAUGAACAUUCCUGAAUUAUUGUAUGCUUUUGCUGUGUUGCAAAACUGACUCAAGAAAAAUAUCAGUUAAGAGGUUUGUUUGUUUGUUUAUUUUGCUUGGUUGAUGGGGAGGGUGUUUUUAGUUACCAUUUGCAAUCUUUGCUCACCUUUAUUUUGUUAAAUAGAAAAUGUAUUCACCCGUUAUUUUUCUAGAUGGGCAGAUGUAAGCCUGUUAGGAAACACUGUGCUUAAUUUUCAUGCAUUAGGAAGUUAGCAGCAAAUAUGCAAUGCAAAUGGUUGAAAUUAAGGAAAGAGAUGCUCAAGAUACGUUAUACUAUACACACAGAAAUGAAUCAGUUUAUGUGAAGUAAUCCUGAUCUUGAGUGGAAUGACAAACUAGACUGAAAGUGUAAUUUGAGUUUCAACGCUGCUUCCAGAUUUUGUGAUAAAUACAUAUUUGCAUACAGUUCUCUAGAUCAUUUGGAUGUGCUUACAAGCCUGUAUUUGGAGUUUCAUAGUUUAAGAGCUUUUAAAUCUUAUUUUUUUCAUUUCAGUGUCUUCAACCUUGUUUGUUGCUUGCAGGUUUGUUGUUGGCAAGCCUUUCAGGUGUUAUGUUCUGCCCUGAUAACAGCAGAGAUCUUUAAGGUUUUUUUUAAACUGAAAAAAAUCACAUACAUUCUUUUUUGCUUGUAGCCUACUUUGGGAUCAAGACAAGAGUUUAAUUGUCACCUGUGAAGAUGGGACUAUCAAAGUUUGACUGUUUAAAAAAAUUUUUUGUUUUAAAAAUAGUAAUCUGAAUUUAUUACUUCUAGGAAGUUUGACAUUCUAGGAAGUAUUGACAUGCAAUAAAUUGCAUGAUUCACCGUGCAUAUUUCUUGGACCUCCUGUGACAGCAGCACUACUGAUGACACCUUUAGCACUCUGCUGUUAGCAUUCUUGCUGUAUAUCUCAUGUACCUGUGCAGUUGGCCCAGUCUGUGGCUUUAAAGGGAAAUUGUCCCUCUAAAUAUUUGGUAUAGGUCAUAAGUUUUUUCCCUUGUGUUGCCAAAUUUACUAUUCUGCAGAAAUUGCAUGCAGCACCUUAGCUUUACAAUAGAUAUCAUCUUAAGCAUAGGAGCAAAUGAUAACACGUAUUUUCAUAGAAUCUGUGUGGUUUUACAACUAAAUAUAAUCUUUUAUAGAAUGGUAAGGUUGGAAGGGACCUCUGGAGAUCAUCUAGUCCAACCCUCGGCAUAGCCCAUACGGGGAUUGAACCUGCAAGUUUGGCAUUAGUAGCACCACGCUCUAACCAACUGAGCUAAACCCUUUUUAAUUUUAUGAGGAUGCAAACCCAUAAUAGCCUGUAGGGCAGGAAUAGUGCAUGCUCUAUCCUCCAGCACGGAACAGAACCAGUAAAUUACCAUUUCAGCACAUCUCCAAGGGGCAAAGUCAGACCUGACCGCAAGGAGAAAACCUGUAUACAUACCCUGGGGUUUUUCUUUAAAACUGAAGCACAGUUUUACACUGAGGUACUGCAAAACAAUAGAAAAGAACUAUUGAUGAAUACUAAGGAGUUCCUGUGAAGUUAUACAGAAUUUUUCAAAAUUUGAGUUUUCAUUUUUUAAAUAAAAAUAAUUCUUCCUAUUGCAAAGUAGAAGCUUACAUUGCUGUAUCACAUUUUUUUGUGUUGAUAGUCUAGUUAGUCAUUUAAAAAUGUUUUUCAAAUUGUUGCAACAAGAUAAAGUUCUGGAACUCAGUUUUGAUGAAAAGUUCAUUGAAGCCAUUGAAACUAGCUUAAAAUUUGUGUUUAAACUGCUCUUACUUAAAGCCUAGUGUACAUCUGAAUUAUUUUGGGAGCAAUAAUGGAGACAAUGUGGGAAGUCACUAUAUUGUUUGAGAGAAGUGAGAGUAUGUUAGAUGACAAACUGAAAAAUACUCCAAUUUCAUAUCUGCACGAUGACUUCAUUCAUUUCUUAUUGUGGUCAAGCUGUAAUUGGGGGAUUGCAGUGAUGAAAGAGUCAUUCUCAAAAUGUCCAGGAUGGCCGUGUGCUACUCUGCAAAAAUUGUGUUGAAAACAUGAAGAAAUCUAAGAGUGUUGGGUAUUCAGAUAGGGAUUCCAGAAACUGUUGCAAUAUUGUGUGUGUGUGCCUGUUGUUUUUAAAUCAUAAAUGCAACUUUGAUCCGGUAGUUUUAAAUGACAUUUCUUGUCUUAUGGUACUUUGCCUGGUGUUGAACUGUGAGACUGGAGCCAAGUAAAAUAAAAGACGAAAGGAGAUUUCUCAUUGAACUGUGCAGGUGUUUGAUAAGGUGGAAGAUUCCUGUGGGUUUUCGCUGCUUCCUUUUUAGUAUCUGUUGCUUUAAAAAAAAAAACAAUUGUGGUUGUUUCAUU